AAUUAUUAAAAGCCUUAGGAAUAAAUAUCUUAAAAGGUCAUCCAAACUUUCUCACAAGUAAUAUCACAAUACCAGAGCUAGAGAAUUGUCAUGAAUGUAAUAAAGAAAUUUUGUUAAAUCCACUCAAAGCAUUUACCAUACUCGUGUGUAGUCAUAUACUUCAUCAUAACUGUCUUGAAAAAAGUAAUAGAGAUAAGCAAAAAACUUGUCCUAUUUGUUUUGUAGAUAAUGAAGGAAUGGCAUCAGCUGAAGUUCAGAACGAAGAUAUGUCAGAAGCAGUAGAAGAUGAAGGUGAAGAAACCUCUAAUCUAACAGAGACAAUAAGUAAGUUAUCCGUAGAUAGUGGUAAAACUAUCUCACAAAGUGAAACAAAAUCCAUAGAACCUGAUAAAGUACAAGGUUUAAUAAAAGAACUAUCUAUGCCAAGUGAGCUAAUUGAUGAUAAUGAUAGAGGAAAUAAGAGCAAAGAAUCAAAACCAAUAACUUUACUCCAGUUAUACUAUAAUGCAAACCGAGCAAAAAAACGUGUAACCUGUGCCUAUCAAGAAGAAAUAAGAUGCUGGUAUCUGUUUGCUAAAAAAUUUAAAGAAAGAGUUAAAGAAAUAAAAAAUGAUAACAGUAGGUACAAUGACCAACAAGCUAGAGGGUUAGUAUAUAGCGAAGUCACAACCAAUCUUCUGGGAUUUACAAGAGAUAGUUUGUAUAAAAAAACUGCAAAGGCUAGAAAUAUCUACAAGUUGUUUGGAGAAA
Scutellospora calospora is the source of this 750-nucleotide messenger RNA. Lineage: Eukaryota; Fungi; Glomeromycota; Glomeromycetes; Diversisporales; Gigasporaceae. The record is from the annotation of a GenBank genome assembly.